Molecule: messenger RNA, 1770 nt
Organism: Chelmon rostratus (copperband butterflyfish)
Lineage: Eukaryota; Metazoa; Chordata; Actinopteri; Chaetodontiformes; Chaetodontidae
Gene: pdgfc
Product: platelet derived growth factor c
Exons: 6
Coding region: 450-1478 (342 amino acids)
Biological process (GO): positive regulation of ERK1 and ERK2 cascade; positive regulation of MAP kinase activity; positive regulation of cell population proliferation
Cellular component (GO): membrane
Molecular function (GO): platelet-derived growth factor receptor binding; growth factor activity
Source: RefSeq, a predicted model, not a curated record
AUCUGCAGGGAUUUAUUCAGACUCAAGAACGCACCGUGGACGCGCGCUUUAGCCAAAAUGCAUCUGUGCCUCUCUAACGAUCUCGUACCAUAAAUGAUAUGUCUACAAAAGGACGCUCUUACAACUAAUUCCAGGAUUAUAAUUACUUAAAGCCAAACUUGGUCCAACUCAGUAUCCAACUUUCCACAGAACCAACAGGUGCGCACUUGCGUUGCGCAGAAGCGGCUGGUCUGGAGGCUUUGGAGGAGGAUUUGACUUGAUUUAGGGAGAUAUAAAUUUCACUUUUUUCCAGAAGGACUGAUGAUUAAGAUUAUGUGGAUUCUACUCUGCGUUUAUCCUCUCCAAAUGUGUCCAAAACAGCACCGCUGUCCUGUAAUCGACGCAUGUGUGUGGUGAUACAAACCAUCCCGUCAACAGCGUUUUGAGAUCGCCAACCACCACUCAUCCAAAUGAUCCUUCCAUUAUUCUUCCUUCUUGCAUCGCUUCUCCAACAUUAUGGCUCGGAAGCUGAAUCAAGUCAUGUCAGCAAGUUUCACCCUCCAGGUGUAAAGGAGCAAAACGGAGUGCAGGAUUCCCAUCAGGAGAAGAUCAUAACAGUGACUGGAGAGGGAAUGGUCCAGAGCCCAGACUUCCCGCACACGUAUCCCAGGAGUACCAUGCUGGUCUGGAGACUUGUGGCGACCAGCAACAUGAGGAUCCAGCUCACCUUUGAUGAGAGGUUUGGUCUGGAGGACCCUGAGGAUGGCAUAUGCAAGUACGACUUUGUGGAGGUAGAGGAUCUGACUGAGAAGACCAUCCUGGGUCGCUGGUGUGGGUCACAGUCGGCACCGGCUAGUCACACCUCCAAAGGCAGCCAGGUCAGGAUCCGUUUCAUCUCUGACGAGUACUUCCCCUCUGAGCCGGGAUUCUGCAUCCGCUACUCCCUUCUUCCUGAGAGUGUAUCAGAGCCAGAAGUCCCUGCGGUUCUCCCCCCAUCCCUGCAGGGUAUUGAGGAGUUGUCAGAGGCUGUGGCAGGGCUGAGCACCGUGGAGGAGGUCAUGAAGUACCUGGAGCCGGAGCGAUGGCAGGUGGAUAUGGAAGAGUUGUACAAACCCACAUGGCACGUGCUGGGGAAAUCCUUCAUCCAUAAUAAGAAAGCCAGAGGAGGAGCUGAUCUCAAUCUCCUGAGGGAGGAAGUUCGACUGUACAGCUGCACCCCGCGCAACUUCUCCGUGUCCCUGCGGGAGGAGCUGAAGAGGACGGAUGCCAUUUUCUGGCCAAGCUGCCUCCUGGUGAAGCGCUGCGGUGGAAACUGCGCCUGCUGCUCUCACCGCUGCUACGACUGCCAGUGUGUUCCCGCCAGGGUCACCAAGAAAUACCAUGAGGUUCUACUGUUGAAGCACCGGAGUGGCGGCCGAGGCCUGCAGAAGUCCAUGACUGAUGUGCCCUUGGAGCACCAUGAGGAGUGCGCCUGUGUGUGCAAAGACGACUGGGACUGACCUCCAACAUGUGUAACAGCUGCCAAUGGAAUCACGCAGGAUGCUCGAAAUGAACCUCCGCUGCCGUUGCGAUGCUCUGUAUCUCAUUCACUUCCACUGGAAGCUAACAAGAUUCUCCCUUUAUCCUGUUGUCCUUUCGCUAAUUGGAUUAAGCAGAACAGACUGGAAUCUAAUAAAUCUCCUGAAUGGAUUCGACUGCUGUGGAAUGCCAAUAGUGUGCUCAGAGUGCAUUUUAGAGAGACAAAAAGACACUGGAGCAGAUCUGGACUGUUACCUAUGUGCUCUGAAGACU